Molecule: messenger RNA, 1549 nt
Organism: Myiozetetes cayanensis
Lineage: Eukaryota; Metazoa; Chordata; Aves; Passeriformes; Tyrannidae
Gene: VTI1B
Product: vesicle transport through interaction with t-SNAREs 1B
Exons: 6
Coding region: 28-702 (224 amino acids)
Biological process (GO): retrograde transport, endosome to Golgi; intracellular protein transport; macroautophagy
Cellular component (GO): Golgi apparatus; late endosome membrane; SNARE complex
Molecular function (GO): SNAP receptor activity; SNARE binding
Source: RefSeq, a predicted model, not a curated record
GGGGGCAGCGAGCGCGGCUGUGGGGCCAUGGCGGGCCGCGGGGCUGGCUCCUCGGAGCACCUGGAGCGGCUGCACGACAUCUUCCGCGGCCUGCACGGAGACCUGAGGGGCGUCCCCGAGCGGCUACGGGGCAGCGCGGCCGAGGAGAAGAAAAAACUGGUUCGAGAAUUUGACGAUAAACAGCGCGAAGCCAAUGAGACGCUGCGUGAAAUGGAGGAAGAACUGAAGUAUGCUCCCCUGCCUUUCCGCAACCAAAUGAUGAGCAAAAUCCGAGCGUACAGAAGAGACCUGUCCAUGUUCCAGAGAGAGAUGAGAAGCACAGAUUUGGGAUUGGGCCACGGAAGUCAAGGCGAUAUAAAAUAUGGAAUCUUCUCCACAGAAAAUGAACAAAGUACUAAUCUGCAGUCACAGAGGGUGCUGCUUCUCCAAGGAACAGACAGUCUGAACCGAGCCAGUCAGAGCAUUGAGCGCUCACACCGAAUUGCUGCCGAAACAGAUCAGAUUGGCACCGAUAUAAUCGAAGAACUCGGGGAGCAGCGGGAACAGCUGGAACGCACCAAGAGCAGAUUGGUGAAUACAAGUGAGAACUUGAGCAAGAGUCGUAAGAUUCUACGUUCAAUGUCCAGGAGUUACUUAAUGGAGUACAGGCAGUUGAACACUACUGAAUUAUGCUGCUCUGUCAGGAUAGUGUGGAAUCUUUAACCAUCCAAACUGCAGUGAGGACACAAGCAAGUCACAGUGAAUUGCUAAUGGUGACUUUAGGUGCAACUUCUCCUUAUUCAGCUUGGAAAAACGGUGCCAUCAGUCGCUGCAGCAUUAAGCAAGUUAGAUGUCUGAUGACACAGACAAAUCUGUUUAGGCCACAGCACUGCCCUAGAGCAGCUAAGCUAUCCUAUGAGACACUGAGCCUCAUCAUAUACUAUUUUGAUGACUAAAGCCUUGGAUACUUAAGUGGAUUUGCACUUUCUUAACUAUAUUGUUUAGUUUGCCUUACAAACCAAUUCAUGGAUUGUACUUCCAGUAGGUACUUAUCCCCUAACAAGCUUUCCUUACAGCCAUUGCUGAAGGAAGUUAUGAUAAGUGUAUAAUUUUCAAUAGUAAAAGCACAUUUUUAUUUUUAUAGCUUUACUUCAGCCAUGUAGUUCCAAGGAAAAGCACCACAAUGAGGGUUUUAACAUAUAAGUGACUUUACAUGACAUUAAAGGAUUUAGCAUUUAAGUGACAUUAAGGACUUCAAUUGUUGUUUUCCUCUUUGCUUAGUUGAAUAAGUAGGCAAAGAUAGAGCAGUGAUCUGUCUUCUGUGGGGCAGGGACAGAACUGCUAUUGUUGAAAUAGAAGAUUUCAGCAAUUUCCAGGAAAACAUGAGUAGUAAAUUGCUGUUUGUCCCCUUCUGCUUGUAAGAGCUAUUUGAAAAGCACUCUGGGGUCUAGCUGAAACAGGGACUAUACUUACAGAAGGUAAGAUGGUGAUCUAGAUCUAGCAUCUACUUUCAUAAACCAGUGGGGGGAAAAAAGCUAUCUUCGAUUUUUAUUUUUUUUUUUUUUUUUUU